Messenger RNA from Loa loa (African eye worm), 804 nucleotides. RefSeq lists its product as hypothetical. The record is from RefSeq and is a predicted model, not a curated record. The coding region runs from base 1 to 804 and encodes 267 amino acids. Lineage: Eukaryota; Metazoa; Nematoda; Chromadorea; Rhabditida; Onchocercidae. The transcript is spliced from 8 exons.
AUGGAUAUCAAGCAGUGGCUUUUUAGUUUGUUAUUACUGAAAAUGAAUUUUGCACAGUUAGAUGUAAUGGAUAAAGAUGAAGGGGAACCAUUGGAAGAUCCAACGACUAAUUAUUACACUCAUCCGAUACGUAGUAGUAUAAUUUUUGUCAAAGUUAUAUUUCGCCAAAAAUGCAGAAAAUUCACAUUUUCUACAUCGUAUAAUAAUGAAUUAGCAACACCAUAUGUUAUUUAUGAAGCGACUAACAGAACAUUUCGAUUUUUUUUUCUAUCAAGACAUUUAUUUUCCGAUAAAGUGAAUGGCUAUUUCGAGAAAUCCAUUGAAUUCUAUUUAAGGUGGAUAAAAAAUAGAUUGAAAAGUGGAGCAAAAUUGAAAUUUGGCUAUGAUUACGAUCGGGAGCAAUUCACAUCGUUGAAUAGUAAAUAUGGUAAGAUGAAAGAUUCUGUCUCCGAAGAUAUUGCUGUCAUGCCAAACGGCUUUUCAUUCAUUAUUUUAUACGGAAGCUGGAAAGCUAACCUUGUUUUCAAUGGAAGAUUUUAUUUCAUUAAUGGAUAUGAUAGAAUGCUAAUGGAUAUCAUGUUUGAUUUUACGAAACCAAUAGCAUAUGUUUCCGGAUGUGAUCCGCAAAAACAACGAAUUAUUGUUCGUCAAAGUCCUUAUGUGGAUCCUUUUAAUUGGGGAAGCUAUUUGUGGAUUUCAAAUAUGCGACCAUUAGGAUCAAUUCAAUCGGACAAUACUGUUAUCUGUUCCUUACGAUAUUUUCCAGCUGGAGAAGGAUCGUUCGUUUGCAUGUUUUAUGUUUAG